Sesamum indicum (sesame) is the source of this 1387-nucleotide messenger RNA. RefSeq lists its product as uncharacterized. The record is from RefSeq and is a predicted model, not a curated record. NCBI's taxonomy places the organism in Eukaryota, Viridiplantae, Streptophyta, Magnoliopsida, Lamiales, Pedaliaceae.
CACCAAGUUCCAUUCAUGUGAAGGAACUUCACCAGAUUGUGAUGAGUAACUGAUAAAUUAAUAAGCAUAAAAGCAGUGUGUACAUAAUGACUACUACUAAUACGACUUCGUAGCUUUCUCUCGGCCUCUGCCUUGUCGUCUCUGCUUCUCCCAACAAAACCCCUCUGGGAAGCCGGCCAAGAAUCCAUAUUCUCAUGCCUUUAUAUGUCAAUUUUCUAUCCUUCUGCUGUAGAUUAUGAUUCUUGGAUACGCAGACCGAUGUAUUGUCGGAUGGUUUUGAGUUAUACAUGUGAGAAAUGGGGUGUUUCUAGUGCCCGCCGACAAUUCCGAUCCUCGGGUGGUCUGAUAUCAAAUCUGUUUUUCGAUUCCUGAACUGGGCCGAUCUGGAAAUUUGUUGUUUAUCAGUUGGUCUGAUUCAUAAUUAGAUUUAGAUUGGUGGGUUCUUGAUAAAGCUUCAAUCUUUACGUUUCUUGGGUUCAUUUCAAAUCCAAAUGGUCUGUUUUGAUAUCCCGAUUUCAGUUGACCAGCAUAUAGACAUGGCGAAAUCUGUGAAUUCCACUGACCCUUAUUUGAAACUGAAGCAAAUUAAUCAGUUUCAUAAGAAUAAAAAGACUUCAAAUCCUCCUAAUCACUUGAACAUCCCGGCUUGUGAGCAAUCCCGAUACGCUGUGAUUGAUGUGGUUAUCUUGAUUGCUGUGAUUGGUGCGUGUGGAUUUUUGCUGUAUCCUUAUGCCAGGGUUUUAGCGCACAAGACUAUUGAACUUGGUGAAGAAGUGGUAGAAGUUGUAAGUGAAGAAAUCAUUCGUGCCCCUAUGGUUUUUGGAUGCUUAGGACUCAGCAUCUUGUUUGCUGCAAUGGCACUCGUGGCAAUUACGGUCUGUACAGACAACAGAUGUGGGAAACCGGGAUGUCGUGGGCUCACUAACGCUGCUGAAUUUGAUAUUCAAUUGGAGACGGAGGAGAGCGUGAAGAAGUCAACUUGUGUAUCGAGAAAUGCACUGAAGAAGGGACUAUUUGAAUUGCCUCGUGAUCAUCAUAGGGAAUUGGAGGCAGAGCUCAAGAAGAUGGCUCCACCUAAUGGGAGGGCUGUUCUGGUUUUCCGAGCAAGGUGUGGAUGUUCUGUUGGCAGGAUGGAGGUUUUGGGGCCUCGGAAAUCUCGAAAGGUGAAGAAGUAGUGUCUAUAUGGUAGAUUAUCUUUUCUUUUUUAACUGUAGGAGCAUAUCCGAUACUGAAAGUAGCCUUAGUGAUGAGCAGAUCCCUUUAAGGUUAAUUUCCUUUGAACAAUAUAGAUUUGAAUAAGCUCAAUAGGCUCACUGGAAUAAUUCGUCUGAACAGUAUACAUAAACUGGUUAAUUGAGGAAUACAUAUGGACCUUUUUACAUCAUUA